This is a messenger RNA of Schizophyllum commune H4-8, 351 nucleotides long. RefSeq lists its product as uncharacterized. The annotation marks the transcript as partial. The record is from RefSeq and is a predicted model, not a curated record. Lineage: Eukaryota; Fungi; Basidiomycota; Agaricomycetes; Agaricales; Schizophyllaceae. The transcript is spliced from 2 exons.
UAUGUGUCCUUACUGACGCUUCGCUUUCCAGUUCAUCUACUCGCUUAUCGUCCCCUAUACACCUACCCUAGGUUCGUCCUCCCUCCCUCAUCACCGUCCCCCCUCCCUUCCUCACCGUCCUCCUCCCUCCUCACCUACGCCCAUGCUGACCGCUUUUCCCAGUCUUUACUCUUGAAUGCAAUCCCGGCAUUGUGUUUCUUUGGUGAGUGCACUCCCCCUGGCGCUUCCAGGGCGAUUACUGAUCGUUUUUUCUACUUUACUGACCCUCCCCUCCCUCGCCGACUCGCCCCUCCCGGGUCCCCCACCUCGGUCUGUCUGUCACUAAUCUCCUCCCACUCGGUCAGUCACUAA